Molecule: messenger RNA, 2493 nt
Organism: Engraulis encrasicolus (European anchovy)
Lineage: Eukaryota; Metazoa; Chordata; Actinopteri; Clupeiformes; Engraulidae
Product: sodium- and chloride-dependent GABA transporter 2-like
Exons: 15
Coding region: 51-1910 (619 amino acids)
Biological process (GO): sodium ion transmembrane transport
Cellular component (GO): plasma membrane
Molecular function (GO): gamma-aminobutyric acid:sodium:chloride symporter activity
Source: RefSeq, a predicted model, not a curated record
CACCUCCACAUGCUACACCUCACACCAGACAGCUUUUUCAACUUGUGACCAUGAAGGGAGACGUGGAUGCUGCGUCUAAAAAGGGUCCUUUAAAUGGCCACACCAAACCUCUGGACGUGGACCCCAAACCAGAGGAGAAGUUGGCCGAGCGCGGUCAGUGGACCAACAAGAUGGAAUUUAUCCUGUCGGUGGCUGGGGAGAUCAUCGGCCUGGGGAAUGUGUGGCGAUUCCCUUACUUGUGCUACAAGAAUGGAGGAGGUACGUUCUUCAUCCCAUACCUCAUCUUCCUCUUCACCUGUGGGAUACCGGUGUUCUUCCUGGAGACGGCUCUGGGCCAGUACACCAGCCAGGGAGGCAUCACCUGCUGGAGGAAGAUCAGCCCCCUGUUUGAAGGAAUCGGGUAUGCCACUCAAGUCGUCGUGGCCUUUAUGAAUUUCUAUUACAUCGUUGUCUUGGCGUGGGCAAUAUUUUACCUGCGGUAUUCCUUCUCCUGGGAUUUGCCUUGGUCCUCGUGCAACAAUACAUGGAACACAGAAACUUGCACCGAAUUCCAGAGGAGGAAUGAUUCUCUAGCCCCCGGUCAUUAUGAGAAUGCUACUUCUCCAGUCAUUGAAUUUUGGGAGAGGAGGGUGUUGCGGAUCUCCUCUGGUAUUGACCACAUGGGGGCGCUCCACUGGGACCUGGCCCUCUGCCUCCUCAUCGCAUGGGUCAUGUGCUACUUCUGCAUCUGGAAGGGUGUCAAAUCCACCGGCAAGGUGGUUUAUUUCACAGUGAUGUCCCCCUACGUCAUGCUACUGAUCCUACUCAUCCGAGGAGUCACACUGCCCGGAGCCGUCCAAGGGAUUCAGUACUACCUCUACCCGGACCUGGGCCGACUGAGCGACCCACAGGUUUGGAUGGAUGCAGGGACCCAGAUCUUCCUCUCCUACGCCAUCUGUCUGGGAUGUCACACAAUGCUGGGCAGUUACAAUAAGUACAACAAUAACUGCUACAGGGAUUGUCUGGCGUUGUGCUUCCUCAAUAGUGGGACGAGCUUCGUAGCUGGCUUUGCCAUUUUCUCCAUACUUGGCUUCAUGUCGUAUGAACAGAAUGUGCCCAUUUCUGAAGUGGCAGAAUCGGGUCCCGGCCUGGCCUUCAUUGCCUACCCGCGUGCUGUCUCCAUGAUGCCGUUCUCACCUGUGUGGGCUUGCUUCUUCUUCAUCACGAUCGUCCUGUUGGGUCUGGACAGCCAGUUUGUGUGCGUGGAAAGCUUGGUGACCUCUGUGGUGGACAUGUACCCCACAGUGUUCAGGCGGAAAAACAGAAGGGAGCUUUUUAUCCUGGCUGUGUCUGUGGUGUCCUACAUGGUCGGACUGAUCAUGCUGACUGAGGGGGGCAUGUACGUCUUCCAGCUGUUUGACUACUACGCUGCCAGUGGGAUGUGUCUUCUGUUCGUGGCUAUUUUUGAGAGCGUCUGCAUCGCAUGGGUCUAUGGUGCUGAUCGUUUCUAUGACAACAUCGAGGACAUGAUUGGCUAUCGACCUUGGCCAGUCAUAAAAUACUGCUGGCUUUUCUUCACACCUGCUACCUGCUUUGGCACAUUUGCCUUUUCCCUGAUUAAGUACACUCCCCUCAAGUACAAUAACGAGUAUGUGUACCCGUGGUGGGGCUACGGACUGGGCUGGCUGCUGGCUCUCUCCUCCAUGGUCUGCGUGCCUCUCGGAGUGGCCUACCAUCUUUACACCACCAAAGGAACACUCAAGGAGCGUUUGCACUAUCUGACCCAGCCCUCUGUGGACUUGCCCAAGACCAAGCAGGAGCAGCAGAAACUGCUGUCACUCUACCCAGCAGCAGAAGCGGAGGGUCUACUGCACCCCCAGAGAACACUCUCCAACAUGGAUGGCUACCAGAGCGCUGAGUCCAACUGCUAGGAGCCACCAGAGAAUCUGUACCGUACAUGGAGAAGGUUCACAGGCGCCAACUAGCUGCAGUAUUGGCUACAACUGUAACCAAUCAGAGUGAAGCUUUUCCUCUAUUCUACUUCUCUGGAUCCACCAUGUUGGGUAUCAGUAGCCCUCUCCCCUCUCUCCUGUAUCCACCAUGUUGGGUGUCAGUACCCCUCUCUCCUGUAUCCACCAUGUUGGGCGUCAGUAGCCCUCUCCUCUCUCUCCUGUAUCCACCAUGUUGGGUGUCAGUAGCCCUCUCUCCUGUAUCCACCAUGUUGGGUGUCAGUAGCCCUCUCCUCUCUCCUGUAUCCACCAUGUUGGGUGUCAGUAGCCCUCUCCUCUCUCCUGUAUCCACCAUGUUGGGUGUCAGUAGCCCUCUCCUCUCUCUCCUGUAUCCACUCCCUCAGCUCGUUACCUCACACAUGACAAGGAUCCAAAUAUAUAUCCAAAUAUACUGAGCCUGCACAUGAGGGGCCUGCGUACAGUACCUGGUCCUUACCCAGCCCUGCACAACAUCUCAUCAUGAUGGACUGCAUAGAUGGAGAUUUCUUUUCUUUUUUUUUGUGUG